This is a messenger RNA of Tetrahymena thermophila SB210, 1581 nucleotides long. Its product is annotated as importin subunit alpha. Gene Ontology annotation, cellular component: cytoplasm; nucleus. NCBI's taxonomy places the organism in Eukaryota, Ciliophora, Oligohymenophorea, Hymenostomatida, Tetrahymenidae. Gene Ontology annotation, biological process: NLS-bearing protein import into nucleus. The transcript has 3 exons. Gene Ontology annotation, molecular function: nuclear import signal receptor activity; protein binding. The record is from RefSeq and is a predicted model, not a curated record.
AUGAAUAUUUUUAGUAACGUAGAACAUUAAAAUAGCCAAGACAAAGACAAUGACGCCAAAGAAAAGGCCAGAAGAAUGGAAAACCAUACUGUUGAGUUAAGAGAAAAGAAGCGUUUAGAUAUUCUCAGAAAAAAUAGAAAUAUUGACAAGUCAAAUUAAGGUUCUGAAUAGUCUUAAUAAGAAAGAGGUGGACUUACUCAUUAAUACUAAGCAUUAAUGAGCUUGGAGCCUGAAUUCAGAGCCAAGAUCGAGUAAAUUUACAAGAUAACAUUCAAGUUCGAGCAAAUUGGAGAGUUGGUAAUUGCUCUCAACUCCUAAGAUGUUCUUUUCUAGCACCAUGGAUGUAUUGGUCUUAGAAAGUUGCUUUCUAUUGAAGAUUCUCCUCCCAUUUAAAUUGCCAUCGACUCAAAUUGUGUUCCUCGUUUUAUUGAAUUCAUCAAAUAAAGUACUUAUCCUGUUCUUCAGUUAGAAGCUUCAUGGUGUCUUACUAACAUCGCUUCUGGUACCACUCACCAAACACAAUCAAUUAUAGAUAAGGGCGCCAUUCCUCUCUUCUGUAAGCUUCUCCUUUCUCCUUUCCAAGAUAUAGCCGAGCAAGCAAUUUGGGCUAUCGGUAACAUUUCAGGUGACUGCAGCGUCUACAGAGACAUGAUUCUUAAAUGUGAUGGACUCAAGCCUCUUGUUAAUAUUUUGUUGAAUACAAACGAUAGAAAAACUAUAAAGCAUGGAUCUUGGGCACUCAGUAAUCUUUGCAGAGGUCGUCCCUUACCUGAUUAUAAUCUUGUUUAAGAAGCUGUAAAGCCACUUUGCAAGGUCCUUACGCAAGAAACUGACUCUGAAGUCCUCACUGAUUCUUCAUGGGCAAUUAGUUACUUGAGUGAUGGUGAUGAAGAUAGAAUUCAACGUAUCAUUGAUACUGGCGUCAUUCCUACUUUAAUAAGAUUAAUUAAUCACUAAUACCUUUCUGUAUUAAUUCCUUGUUUGCGUACUCUUGGUAACGUCUGCACUGGUACUGAUGAAUAAACUGAAGAAGUUCUUAAAUAUAAUGCCCUCCCAGAAAUAUUUAAGCUUGUUAAGCACCAAAAGAAGGCUGUUCGUAGAGAAGCUUGUUGGGUACUUAGUAAUAUCGCAGCUGGUAACGAAAGAUAAAUUUCAUAGAUAGUUAAUCAACCUUAAUAUGUUUAAUGGCUUUUUGAAUGCAUGAUCUAAGAUUCUGAUGAAAUUGCCCGUGAAGCUACUUGGGUCAUUUCUAAUUGCACUUCUCAAGCUAAUCCCUAAGACAUUCGUAAACUUGUAGAAAUGAAUGUAUUAAAGAUAUAUACUGACAUUCUUAAAUCUACAAAGGACGUUAAAACAAUAGCUGUUAUUUUAGAAUCAUUAAAACACAUUCUCGAAUGUGGUAAAAAUAACUUUAUGUAAGGCAACGAUAACCCUUUCUGCAUUCAAUUAGAGUAAUUCGGUGCUUUAGACUUUAUUGAAGAACUUUAAAGACAUCCUGAUGAUGAUGUUUAUAGAAGAUCUCUCGCUAUCCUUGAAAAUUACUUUGAUUUAGAAGAUGAAUAAGUUAUUAGACCUGAAUGA